Aspergillus calidoustus is the source of this 696-nucleotide messenger RNA. Lineage: Eukaryota; Fungi; Ascomycota; Eurotiomycetes; Eurotiales; Aspergillaceae. The record is from the annotation of a GenBank genome assembly.
AUGGAAGAAGAGAAGCCUUUAGCAUCGUUAUCUCUGACGCACGUCCACUAUAACCCCGAAGACCACCUUUCGUACCUAUCCGCCUGGCUAGCCCUUGUCCCUCAAGCACUGUGUGUUGUUUACGUUACCCUCGUAUGGGCAACACGAGAGGUCGAGGUGGGCCUGAUGUUUGCUGGACAGUUGGGCUGUGAAGCCCUGAACUUUGCCCUCAAGCGGAUCAUUAAAGAGGAGCGCCCGAAGCAAAUGUUUGGAAAAGGCUAUGGCAUGCCUUCCUCACACGCGCAAUUCGUCUCCUUCUUCGCCGUCUACAUGGGCCUCUUCCUCCUAUUUCGACAGUCUUCGAGCCCCGCCAACCAGGGACCGAUUUCCAGAGCUAUAGCCUCUCUGGGAAUAGCACUCGCUGCUACUGCGGUGGCCGUCAGCCGUAUCUACCUGACCUACCAUACCCCCCGCCAAGUCCUCGCAGGCUGCGCUGUUGGGGUGGUGUUCGCUCUAGCCUGGUUCCAGUUUACGGGGCUCCUGCGAAGCUACGGUUGGAUUGAGUGGGGGUUGGAUCACUCGACAGCGAGGUUUUUCAGACUACGGGACCUGGUUGUAAGUGAAGAUCUCGCCGAAGCUGGAUGGCAGCGGUGGGAGACGCGGCGGAAAGCAAAGCGGAGCGAGAACGGCGGUCGUUCGUCGUCCAAGGCUGACUGA